Musa acuminata subsp. malaccensis (wild Malaysian banana) is the source of this 2140-nucleotide messenger RNA. Its product is annotated as quinolinate synthase, chloroplastic. Gene Ontology annotation, cellular component: chloroplast. NCBI's taxonomy places the organism in Eukaryota, Viridiplantae, Streptophyta, Magnoliopsida, Zingiberales, Musaceae. The record is from RefSeq and is a predicted model, not a curated record. Gene Ontology annotation, biological process: 'de novo' NAD+ biosynthetic process from L-aspartate. Gene Ontology annotation, molecular function: 4 iron, 4 sulfur cluster binding; quinolinate synthetase A activity.
GAGAGAGAGAGAGACUACGGUGGUAAUGGAAGCAGCCACAGCAACUACAAGGUUUCUCAUAUCAAGCCCUACUCCUAACCAUAAGACGCUUCUCCCCUCCACAGCACGCCUUCGUCGGCGGCUGCGGCCCCUCGCCGUGCGCUGCCUCCAGACCCCCGACCGCACGCUCCCCUACUCCGCCGUCGCCUCCGGUCUCCCCCGCCACCGCCUCGUUCGCCUCGUGGACGAGUUCGCCUCCCUCACGGAGCCGGUCGACCGCGUCAAGCGUCUCCUCGCCUGCGCCGCUUCCCUCCCGGCCUUCCCCGAGGCCGGCCGGGUGCCGGCCAAUCGCGUCAUGGGCUGCACCGCUCAGGUCUGGCUCUCGGUAGCGAUGGACGAACUCGGCCGCGUGCGGUUCGCGGCCGACUCCGAUACGGAGAUCACCAAGGGUUUCUGCGCCUGCCUUGUCUCUGUUCUCGAUGGGGCGCUGCCGGAGGAGGUCUUGGAGAUGACGCCGGAGGCUUUCGGCGAUCUGAACGUGGUCGGGUUGCCAGUGAGGGCGCACUCGAGGGUCAACACGUGGCACAAUGUGCUGAUCAGCAUGCAGAAGAGGACCACGGCCUUGAUCGCCAAGAGAGAAGGGCGGCCGUCUGCCGAUCCAUUCCCGUCGUUGGUCAUCGGGCCUGAUGGGAUUGAAGCAAAAGGAAGCUACGCAGAAGCUCAGGCAAUGUUUUUAUCUCCUGAUGAGUCAAAAAUUAAAGAACUGGUGAGUGUCCUACGAAAACAGAAAAUCGGUGUCGUUGCACAUUUUUACAUGGAUCCAGAGGUCCAGGGCAUAUUGACUGCUGCACAGAAGUUGUGGCCUCACAUCCACAUAUCUGAUUCCUUGGUAAUGGCAGAUAGGGCUGUUAAAAUGGCAGAAGCUGGAUGCAAAUAUAUUACAGUACUCGGUGUGGACUUCAUGUCUGAAAAUGUUCGGGCAAUACUUGAUCAGGCUGAUUUUAAGAAGGUUGGUGUGUACAGAAUGUCCAAUGAACUAAUUGGUUGCUCUUUGGCGGAUGCAGCAGCGAGUUCGACAUAUAUGCAGUUUUUGGAGGCAGCUUCAAAUUCACCACCUUCAUUGCAUGUGAUCUACAUAAAUACUUCUUUGGAGACUAAGGCCUAUGGACAUGAACUAGUGCCUACAAUCACUUGUACUUCAUCUAAUGUUGUGCAGACGAUUUUUCAGGCAUUUGCUCAAGUACCGGAUUUAAAUGUUUGGUAUGGUCCUGAUUCCUACAUGGGUGCAAAUAUUGUGGAGUUGUUUCACCAAAUGACUGACAUGACAGAUGAAGAAAUAUCAGGAAUACAUCCAGAUCAUAAUAGGAACUCAAUAAGAUCGUUACUGAAGAGGCUGCACUUCUACCAGGAUGGUAACUGCAUUGUGCACGAUAUGUUUGGUCAUGAAGUAGUGGAGAGAAUAAAAGAGCUGUACUGUGAUGCAUUCUUAACAGCUCAUUUUGAAGUUCCGGGUGAAAUGUUUUCUUUGGCAAUGGAGGCAAAGAGGAGAGGAAUGGGAGUUGUAGGCUCCACCCAAAAUAUUUUGGAUUUCAUUAAAAACCGGGUACAGGAAGCUUUGGACAGGGACAUCGACGAUCACCUACAGUUUGUGUUAGGAACCGAAUCAGGAAUGUUGACUUCCAUAGUUGCUGCAGUUCGUAGAUUACUGGGUUCAAGGGAAUCAAGAUGUAAAAUUAAAGUUGAGAUUGUAUUUCCAGUCUCAUCGGAUUCAGUAUCAAGGACAUCAGUGAAUGGGUCUCAGGGUCUAAAUUAUGCUAUACCAAGUGAUAUCACAGAACUUGCUGUUGUUCCCGGUGUGGCAAACGGUGAAGGGUGCUCUGUUCAUGGAGGUUGUGCUUCCUGUCCAUAUAUGAAGAUGAACUCACUAAACUCGUUGUUGAGAGUAUGCCAGCAACUUCCCGACAAAGACGGCACUCUUCAUGCCUAUGAAGCUAACAGGUUUAAUGCAGUAACACCUGGUGGAAAACCGGUUGCCGAUAUUGGAUGUGAGCCAAUUCUACACAUGAGGCACUUUCAGGCAACAGGAAAAUUACCUGACAAGCUCAUCCAUCAUAUCCUCCAUAGAUGAAUACCAACGGCAAGUUUUAAGAAGGAUAUGUAA